This is a messenger RNA of Puntigrus tetrazona (Sumatra barb), 1206 nucleotides long. RefSeq names its product GLI pathogenesis-related 1a (gene glipr1a). The transcript is spliced from 6 exons. Lineage: Eukaryota; Metazoa; Chordata; Actinopteri; Cypriniformes; Cyprinidae. The record is from RefSeq and is a predicted model, not a curated record. Gene Ontology annotation, cellular component: extracellular region. Bases 201 to 1007 code for a protein of 268 amino acids.
CAAUAUGGCCUCAGUCUUAUCAUCUUAUUUAAAUCAAUGGGUUAGAUCAGAAGCAAUCUAAAAGCAAUCUGGUUAUCAUUAUUUUUAAGCAAUGCACCCAGCUCUGGACAUAAUUAUAUUUCCUCUGCGAGACAGCAGAAGUGAACGCCACUGACAGGAAGUCCUGAGUUUAACCCAGUUGUAAGCACAGGAACUCUACGAUGAGAGACCGUCUUCAGCUGCUGCUCUGCAUCUCAGUUCUGCUGGGCUCCGGUCUGGGCUCCUGCGAUCCCGUCUUUGAUAUCAAGGACCCAGCGUUUAUUGAGGAAUGCGUGAGAGAGCACAACAAGCACCGCUCCGGCGUCAAGCCCACGGCCGCAGCCAUGCGCUACAUGUCGUGGGACGAAGGGCUGGCGGUGACGGCGCGGGCUUGGGCUCGCUUCUGCGUUUUUAAACAUAACAUCUACAUCAGGGACGUGAAAAGGAUGCAUCCCACGUUCACAUCCGUGGGAGAGAACCUCUGGACGGGAGAGCUGUACUCCUCGUUCAAACCCGAAUCCGCAGUGAAGAUGUGGAAAGACGAGGACGUCCAUUAUAGUCUCGACGCCAACGCGUGCACAGCGGGCAAAGUGUGCGGCCACUACACACAGAUCGUCUGGGCGGAUUCGUACAAGGUCGGCUGCGCGGCUCAAGCCUGUCCCAACGGCGUGGCUCACUUCACCACACGGCCUGGAGUCAUAUUUGUGUGUAAUUAUGCCACGGCAGGGAACUAUGCCGGGGUAUCUCCGUAUAAAGCAGGCGUCUCAUGCAGCGGCUGCGGAGGAGACCGCUGUCAGGACCAGCUCUGUCGAAACCCUGACCGAGACGCGCCGCAGAGUUAUAACUGGACUCCAGACUGGGACCCGGCCCUGUCUUCCUGUAACUCGUUCUGUGUGGCGGUUGUGGUGAUCAGACUCGUAUCAAUCCCGCUCAUGUUUGCCUGUGUUUACUGCCUUCGGCGUCAUUAUAACUUGUUUGCCUACGAGUGAACGGGCCUGAACUCAACAGAUGAACUACUAGAUGAAGUCCAGCUCCACUGAAAGUUUACUAAACCAUAACGAAACAAGACGCCUACUGUAUAACCUAAAGAGGGGGUUUACGUUUAAAUCAAGGGUGCAUUUAUUUGAUCAAAAACUGUAAUAUUGUGAAAUAUUUUUACCAUUUAAAAUAAUGGGUUUCUAUUUUAAU